AUGCAACAAGUCCAUACACCAUCUCCACUUCAUUCCGAGACAGAAAUGAAAGAAGACGAGGACUGCGAACACAACCAACCCAUCAUCAGCGCUCCAAGAACAGCUCGUCGUAAAAGCUCAUCAAAGACUACUUCCUCUCUCUUUUCCGAAGGAAAACAGAUCUCUAAAAAAACAUUAAAUUCAUCCUCCAGUAAGAAGAAAAAGGCUUCUUCAACAACAACUGGUGCUACUGCUGGUGUUUCUGUUGUCCUUGAAUCCAAUCAAUCACCACAACCAACUAAGAGAAAGACCUCCAAAACAUCCCAUUCAAAGAAAAAGACUUCUAAAAAGAAGCAACAAGAUCUUUCUUCAGAGGAUGAUUCUAGUGAUCAUCAACUUCCCUCUAAAAAAUCAUCCACAACACCUAAACGAAGCCUCAACGAUUCUUCUUCCUCUUACCAAAAAAAGAAAAAAAAGAAAAAAAAAGAAAAACAUUACGAUAGUGAUUUUGAAAGAAAUGACUAUGACAGUGAUGUUGAAUAUGAAGAAGAUAUUGAAUUUUUAAGACCUAAGAUAGCUCAAUUAGGUGAUUUAUUUGCAGAACAUAAGGGUAACAUUUGUAUAUUCUCAGGUGCAGGUAUUUCAUCAAGUGCUGGAUUGAGUACUUAUAGAGGAAAAGAUGGAAUAUGGUUGAGAGAUGGAAUGUUAUUGUCUGCAAUGUCCAAUAAUGGUGGUAGUAGCAGUAGUAAUAGUGGUAACAAUAGUACUAAUAACAACAACAACACGAGUACUAGUUCCACCGCCACCACCACAAAUAAGAAUCUCAAUUUGAAAUACUUUCCAACACUCACUCACAUGGCUAUUAAGAAACUCUAUGAUCUAGGUUAUAUCAAAUAUAUUAUUACUCAAAAUAGUGAUAAUUUACAUUUAAAGAGUGGAAUUGAUGAAAAAGAUAUUGUUGAAAUACAUGGAAAUAGUUAUAAAGAAUAUUGUGAGAAAUGUAAUAAGACAUUUACUAGAGAGGAUAUUAUUGUACAUCCAACCAGUGAAUCCAUUUAUAGAAAUAUAGUGAAAUCAUCCAGUGGAUUGAAUAUCAUUGCAGCAUCGAAAAGUCCUACUACGAGCAUUGAGAAUGAUCAGACCAAUACUACUACCACUUGGACUACUAAAAAUACUACUAGUACUAGUACUACUAACAAGAAAAAGAUUGAAUCUUCCACUCCUCCUACUUUGAGUAUUGACAAUUCUCAUCUUUCUGUUAACAAGUGUGAAUAUUGUCAAUCUCCAUUGAAAGAUUUGAUUGUAAAUUUUGGAGAGAAGGUUCCUCAACAUUUAUGGGAUAAGGCAGUUCAAUUUAUUGAAAAUUCAACACUCAUUCUAGCAAUUGGUAGCAAAUUGUCUGUAGAUCCUGUGAAUUCUCUUGUUACUAUGAAUCCAAAUUCUAAAUUAAUUAUUUGUAAUUUACAAUUAACACCAUUCAAUGAUGAUGCAUUUAUGGUUAUUAGAUGUAAAUCUGAUGAUUUAUUUAAUCGAUUGGUUGAAAAGAUUGAUCCACCCAAUCGAUUUGAAAUUCCUGAAUAUAUUUAUGAAAUUGAAUUGAAUUUCAAUCCCAAUGUCAAGAAGAAAGAAGAAAGAAAUUCAUUAGAGAGUGAAACAGAAUUGAAAGAAUACUUUCAAGUGAAAUCUACUCAAUUGAAUAUCAUUGAAAGUGUUCAAUUGUUGUUCUCGAAGAAAAAUACAAUGAAUAAUGGUGAUGAUGAGACAAAAAAGACUGAAUCCUCAAUGUCAUCAUUCCAAGGUACUUGGACGACGAAUAUUGCGAUGAAUAUUGCGAUGACGAAUACUACAACUACAACUACGACUCAUUCCAUCAAAUUGUUUAAUGGAAAUCAAUUCACUUACCACAAUUACAACAGCAGCAUGACACCCAUGAUAAUUGAUCAGAUGAUAAUUCAAAUUAAUCACAAAAUGUUCACAACCAAGUUUAGAAAAUUAUUGAAAUCGAACAAGACCAUUACAAUUCCUAGAAGAAUUGAGAUGACCCAAACGACUGCUGACACAACCACCACCACCACCACUACCAAUCAUGACAUUCAAUCAUCAUCAACUCCUUUAUUAUUCAAUGAUUUAAAUGAUUUAUUCAAAAAGACCAUCAGACUCAAAUAUUACACAAAUCAAAACAAAUGGAAUUUCGAAGUGAAUAAUAAAAACUAA
Messenger RNA from Naegleria fowleri, 2193 nucleotides. RefSeq lists its product as uncharacterized. Gene Ontology annotation, molecular function: NAD+ binding. NCBI's taxonomy places the organism in Eukaryota, Heterolobosea, Eutetramitea, Acrasida, Naegleriidae. Bases 1 to 2193 code for a protein of 730 amino acids. The record is from RefSeq and is a predicted model, not a curated record. The transcript has a single exon.